GCUUUUUUCCUGCACAGCGCUGCUCCUGAAUGCCUCCUGGUUUGUAGUUUCGGGUUGAGCAGGAUGUUGUUGUUAGCUUCAGUUUUGGAGGAGAACUUCCAGUAGUCCUGCACACAUGUGGCUGUUUUAAAGGAAUGGGCUGAAAUCCACCUGCGUUCAAAAUGGCGAGAGACAGGAAGUGCAUCCUCUGUGAAACGGUCUACAUCUCCAAGCAGGAGAUGGAUGAGCACAUGAGGAGUAUGCUGCACCACCGUGAGCUGGAGAAGCUCAAAGGCCGGGAUUGUGGACACGAGUGCCGAGUGUGUAAAGUGAAGGUGGUCAGCCUCACCGAAUACGCCGGACACAUCUCCAGCCCGACGCACAAGCAGAACGUGGAGGCGGCCGAACGGAAGCCCGCCAGGAACGACCACGACGAGGAAUACUUCGACCAGGCUUUGGUGGAGCUGAUCGAGAAGAGAAAGGAGCAGAUCAGAAAAGAGAAGGAGGCCACCGCUGCAAAGCAGGCAAAAGAAGAAGAGGAUCGAAGAAGGAAAGAGGAGUUUCAGCAGAGACUAAAGGAAGCGAAGGACAAUUACCGCUUCGGUCUCGCCUGGCAGCAGCAGCCAUCGCAGGGGUUCGGUGAUUCCGGUCAUAACACUUCCUGGGUCGGCAGCAACCGAUAUAACCCCAGAGCAGGGCAGGCUCGACCCUGGCACCACAAUAACCAGGGAAAGAGUGCCACCUGGCACGCUCAGGAGCCUCCCAACCUGCAGAAAUGGGCGUCUGCAGAGUUUGGUGGAAGAAACUUCAACGCCCAGGAGGGCCGGAGCAACAGGACGUGGGGUCAGGGUAGGUUUCCUGGAAACCCACAGAACCGGCUGCCGUGGCUCAGCAACGGGGGCAGCAGUAACGGGCUCUACGGCCAAAACAAUAUUUCCCAGUACGCUCAGAGGGGGCGACCCAUCAGCCUGCUGGGGCCUCCACCCAGUUUCUUCGCCCACGCCUUCAACCAGUUUCAGAACAUGGGCUCUGACCAGAGAGCUCAGCAGGGUCCUGGGCUUCAGAACCGGGAGGGACAGUCAGCAGAACCUGAACGUAACAGCAGCAAGAGUUCCAAGGCUUUUGGUAGCAACCCAAAACUGGACAAAGCCUGCCGCUGGUCGCCCUAUCCGGUCGCAAAGGGUUCUGAGCCCCAUAACGAUACCAACCCAAACUCAUCAGAGAAGUUCCCCAAAGGCCCCAAACCCCAGAAUAAAACACCGGAAACCAGCGGCUUUAACAGGCAGUCCAGACCUGAGCAGAAAGCAGGGCAGCUGACAACUAGUCGACAAAGUGUGGAAGACAAAGGGAAGCUUAAAACAAACCCAGCGACCAAACCCAGAGAUGGAAGCAGCAGCAGUCGAAGCAGAAGCUCUCAGAGAGAAGGACAGCAGAACCCUGCAUCAGGUUCUGCAAAUCCAAAGCUAAAUAUAGACAGAAAGAUGUCCGGUCUCAGUAGUGGAGCUCAACUCAGUAAGGCCUCCAGUCAAGUUCAAUCAAAACCAACUGCAAAACAAAGUGGACUAAAGGCUCCACCUGUUGGGCCCCUUCCGUCAAGACAAGAACAGCAGCUUCCGGAGGCAGUGAAGAAAGCCAGGCAGAUUGUUUUAGAGAAGAGAGGCUCUUUAGACAGCUCUAAUAACAGCAGGAUGGAAGUGACACGGCACAUCGUGGAGGAUCAGGCAGUUGGAGUGAACAAGGAAAACAGCUGCAGGCAGAAUGCGAGUAAACCUGAAGCAGUCCGGCCAGAAAAGCCUUCGCUGACAUCUUCAGACAGCAGCCAGUUUCUCCAGUCGUUACAAGUCAGCACCUCCACCAUGGAGAGCCCUGAGGCUGCAGCUUCAAGCCAUGACGACGAGGAGAGCAGGAGGAAAUCGGAGAAGCAAACCAGCUCUGUGGCCUUGGAUGAUGCCAUGCAGGUCGCUGAGGCGGGUCAGAGCUCGGAAAGCGACACCUCCAGAAGUGGAGAAGCUCAGACCGGGUCGAACAGUCUGUCCAAGCUGGACCUGCCUCCCGUGUUGAAACGGGACCUCAGCAAGCACAUCAGCUGCAAGAACAAAACAGGAGCCCACGAACCCAACCUGAACAUUGCCAGGCGGGUUCGUAACCUGAGCGAGUCGCGGAGAAGUGACACUGAAAAGGAUUCCGGGCUCAAACCGACAGUACGGCAGCUCAUCAGCUCCUCCGGGUCGCGACGAAAUGUGAACUGGGAACAGGUGUAUCAGGAAGUCCGGAAGAAGCAGGACAUGGGGAAAGGCAUGCCAAGGUUUGGGAUAGAGAUGGUGCCAUCUGAGCAGGGGUACCAGAGCCAGGAGGAGGACGACAUUCCCCUGCUGGAGGGUUUCCAAUGGGAGUCGUUAAUGGAUGUCUCUUCCCAGGGUGGCGCCUCCAGAAAACGCUCCUUAUCUGAGAGCAGCAUCGCCCCUGCAUCCACACACUCCCUGUUUACGACCCUCACAUCCAAAGAUACAGCACAGAGGGAAGACUUCAGAUUAGAGCACCAGGGAUCUGCAGUUUCUCCCAACCGCACAUCCACUCAAGGAAGCCGAGACAAUCAGCCAGAGGUUGGGCAGAUGUUAGAUCAGUUUGAUGCUAAAGGAAAGAAGCAUCCGGACAAAAUAAAGACGGAGAAAGCAGGUCUGCAGAGAUCUGAUUCAGUCCUAGGAGACAGCAGUUCAGGGACGGAGCAGUAUGAUGGUCAGGGAACAGGGAAGAGGCGACGAGCAGCAGGGGAUGUCCCAAAUACAGAGUCUUCAUGCUUGGAACAUAAUAGCAAAAGACGGAAGGUCAAACCCAAAAAAGAGCGUUUACCGAUCGACCAGCUGCUGGCGGUGUCUCUGCGGGAGGACGAGCUGAGUCGAUCCCUGCAGACGGUGGACACGAGUCUGAUCCAGGCCCGAGCUGCUCUGGAGGCUGCAUACAUGGAGGUGCAGCGUCUGAUGGUGGUCAAACAGCAGAUGAACGAGGAGAUGAGCUCGCUGAGAAACAAGCGGAUUGAGCUGCUAAAAGGGAUGCAAGGUACCGCAGAGGAAGCCCCUCAGGUCAUACUGAAAGAGGAAAAGAUGGAUCCAGUAGAAGCUGAGCCGCACAUCCCCUCCUCUGCACUGCUUCCUCCUGUCAUGGACUCUGCUGCUUCCAGUCCUGGUCGAGCUGCAGAAUGCGCCUCUCCUCCCUCCUCCAGCCUUCCCUUCAUGACUGUGGUGGUGAAGCAGGAGCCUCAGUCUCCGGUUCACGUCAGCCAGGAGCUGGACGCUGCCGACGGUUUGACCCACUGCGCUCACAGCACCACUCCAGAGCUGCCAGUCGCUGCCGCCACGACCUCUCAGUCAGAUCCUCCCUUGAACUUUCCGCCGUCUCCUGAAAGAAAACCUGAGCCGUACCAGACUAACUAUGUCGAGCCUGCAGACUACAAAGAGAAGCUGCAGGGACUGGUGGAGAUGACAGAAAAGGGCGUUCAGGCGGCGAGGAGCUGCCUGACAUCUUCUCCUGACUCCAAGCCCUGCAUAAAACCUCUGUCUACCAGCAGGAGAAGCUCUGAAGUUACUGACUCGCACUCCUUCCAGCCUCCGUUGGCGCCUUCAGCCCUGAACAUGCCGACCUCUCCGUCCGAGCUGAGGGCCGGGAAGCGCGUGAGGAAGCUGAAGAAGAGGAAAGCGCUGAAGAAGGCUCUGGGCCUGGAGCAGCCGGAGAGCACCGACACCGAGAUGGACGAAGAGGCGUCGAGGCCCAGAUUCCUCCGACCGCGACGGAGACCCAGCGGAGGGUCUCAGGUCAGCACCUCCAGUCUCCCCACAGAAGAUAAAGACGGUGACGUGAAGGCGCUCAGGACGACGGUCAAAGCUGAGAAUGUCAACCACAAAGACAUGGUAGAGCUUCCUCAGGCGGCCACUACUCAUUUUAUGGUGACUUUGGAUUCAGAGGAAAGUAUGGAGGUCACCUGUCAGCAGCCCCACAUGGACGCCCCGCUUCUGCUUCAACCUCCAGCUCCAGACUCCUCCAGCCUGGCCUGCAACGAGGUCUCCUCCACCAGUGACAUGGAUCUGUGCAAGUCUUCUGAGAGUGAUUUGCCGUUUGCCACCACACAGCCCAAGAACUCAUCAGAUGCGUCCUCCGACCACGGCGAGGACGAUAUGCCCACCGACGGUGCGUUCGAGGGCCACCAGGAGGCCGUAAACGCGAUGCACAUCCACAAGGGGCUGCUGUACACGUGUUCAGGAGAUCGAACCGUCAAAGCCUUUGACCUGGUGAGCCAUAAAUGUGUCGGUGUGUUCGAGGGCCACAGCUCCAAAGUGAGCUGCCUGUCGGUGUCUGCAGCUCCUGGACUCCAUCAUCGCCUUUAUUCUGGUUCCAGUGAUCAGACCAUACGCUGCUACAGUCUCAAGACUCGAGAACUGGAGCAGCAGUUCUGUCUGUCAGACCGAGUCCUCUGCCUUCACAGCCGCUGGAGAACUUUGUACGCUGGUCUGGGCAACGGCACCGUGGUCACCUUCAACCUCAAGUCUAACAAGCAGAUGGACGUGUUCGAGUGCCACGCGCCGCGAGCCGUCAGCUGCCUGGCUUCGUCUCAGGAAGGAGCUCGGAGGAUCCUGCUGGUCGGAUCCUUCGACAACACCAUCAGCGUGAGGGACGCCAAGAACGGACUGCUGCUGAGGACGCUGGAGGGUCACACCAAGACCGUGCUCUGCAUGAAGGUGGUCAAUGAUCUGGUGUUUAGUGGAUCCAGUGAUCAGUGUGUCCACGCACACAACAUCCACACAGGGGAGCUGGUUCGGGUCUAUAAAGGCCAUAGUCAUGCUGUUACCGUGGUAGCGGUCCUGGGGAAAGUGAUGGUAACCGCCUGCCUCGAUAAACUGGUCCGAGUCUAUGACCUGCAGUCUCAUGAGCAGCUGCAGGUUUACGGUGGACACAAGGACAUGGUGAUGUGUAUGUCUGUCCACAAGAACAUGAUCUACACAGGUUGUUAUGACGGCAGCAUUCAGGCCGUCAAGCUGAACCUGAUGCAGAACUACCGAUGCUGGUGGCACGGCUGCUCGCUGGUCUUCGGCCUGACGGAACAUCUGCAGCAGCACCUGAUCAAAGACCACACCGGAGCCAAACUCCAGACCAUCAAGUGCCGCUGGAAAAACUGUGAGGAGUUUUUCUGUUCACGCAACAGCUCCAAGCAGGGGAUGCAGGUGCACAUGCAGAAACAUGCUGAGGAAGAAACCGAAGUGGAGCCUUAAGAUCUGCUGGUGGAAAUCACCCUUUCUGCCGGAGCUCUUUUACCCUUUUCCUGCAAUCUUUACCCCCGUUAACCUCCCAUAUUGGGGGGGGAAGUUCUCGGGACCCACUCGACCUCUGAGUGGCGUCCGACGACUCCAUCCUUUAUGUUCGGUGUUGGAAUCCAACCAUAAUACAAUCAUGAAAGGAGGUUGGUUGUGCCGUUGUUUUGUUGUUUUUGUUGUUUGUUUUUUUUUAACGUUCGACAAAACACGCCUCCCUCUCUUUCUGUCUGACCACUGCAGCUCCUUUUUAACUGACCAAAGUACGACGAAGAAACACAUGACUUUUUUUUAUUGAAGAAACUUCCAGUGUUGCCGGUAUCUGAGGAGAUUUGCUUUGCUUUGCUGUUGGAAGCUGCAACAAAAACCAAUAAUCGUCUUCCGGAUUUGUUGGCUACUUUAUGGCAUGGGUUCAGAGAUGUUUUUAUUGUUGUUGUGCAGUUGUGAUGUGUCAUGUUGAGCAACCUUUUAGUUUUGUUUUUUGUUUUUUUUUUUGCGAUUUUCACAGUGAAAUUCACGGCGUCGUCUCCCAGGUAAUGGUGUGAUUCACUGAAGGUUUAUUGAUUUUUGGUUUGGCUUUUAUUUUAUUUUCUGGAGAAAAAAAUUCUGAGAGUCUUCACAUUUCGUUAGCAGUUUAUUUCUUUGAUCUGUUGCUCAUUUGGGUGAUAUUUAGGUGUGGAGGGACUUUGUGGUGUGACUCGGCCUGAGGUUGCCAUUUGAGGAUUUCCAUUUGCAGUGAUAACGGAGCCGAGGCGUGGACGCGGUGGUGUGAUUGUGUGUUCCUACAUGUGUUUAUCUGUGUGGAUUUAUUCCUCGUAAUCAUUGACGGAGUCUUGUUUUCCAAGAGUGUGAGCGUGAGACACUGUUAUUUUAUAUUCGGAGCAUCGAGCGGAAGGCUGUUUUUUAAUUUUCCACAGUGAAGAUAGUUUUCUAAUGAAGUGUGGAGGUGAAGGUUGUUCAGAGGAGGUGUUUGAUGGAAGAUCUUGGAGGGAAGAAUUAGAAUUCAUCUCCCAUGCCAUACCUCACCCUCUUAAAAACAGGUAACAUGAAGGAAACCCAUUUUUAAAGCAGCUUGAAAGCCCGGCUGAUGUUCUCUUUAGCAGAUUAGUUUGAAGCUGUCUUGGGGGCGUCUUCCAAACUCUCCUCACUCACUCGUCGUUUUAUGAUCGAGCAAAGCGAGCGCAUCACCUCCUACCUGGCAUUCCUGAGUUUCUUCAAGUUUUUCAGUUGUGAUCGAAGUUGUGAAGAGAUAUUUUUUAAGAAAGUGCAAUUUAACAAGUUCUUAAUAAUAAAAAUGUCGCAACAGCAGAAAACUUGUGUCUUCUUGAUGUCCACCUCUGGUCAUCGAUUUAACCUCUGAAAGCUCAUCUCUGUGUAUCAAAGUCACGUUUAGAAGUUUCAUCCAUGAAAAUGAUUCCUUUGUGCCUUAAAACAGCAUUGUUUCAUCACCAGAAACUGAUUGUGACACCUCAGUUUUUACUCAGCGCUGUUUGGUGGUAAUUCUGUAUAAUAUAUGGAACCUGCCCUCUAGUGUUCAAUGCAAAGAACUGCAUUUAUUUACCAAUAGAUACAGCUUAACUGCAGCCAUGUGGAAAAGAUGCUGAUUUUAAUUUGUUUUUCACUACAGUUUUAUGGAAUAUGAAAACAUGCAUGGAGCCAAAUAAAUGAACAGGUUGGCCGUCCUCAUA
Amphiprion ocellaris (clown anemonefish) is the source of this 6967-nucleotide messenger RNA. RefSeq names its product zinc finger protein 106a (gene znf106a). Gene Ontology annotation, cellular component: cytosol; membrane. The coding region runs from base 162 to 5240 and encodes 1692 amino acids. NCBI's taxonomy places the organism in Eukaryota, Metazoa, Chordata, Actinopteri, Pomacentridae. The transcript has 22 exons. The record is from RefSeq and is a predicted model, not a curated record. Gene Ontology annotation, molecular function: SH3 domain binding; RNA binding.